This is a messenger RNA of Papilio xuthus (Asian swallowtail), 2505 nucleotides long. RefSeq lists its product as uncharacterized. The coding region runs from base 1 to 2505 and encodes 834 amino acids. Lineage: Eukaryota; Metazoa; Arthropoda; Insecta; Lepidoptera; Papilionidae. The record is from RefSeq and is a predicted model, not a curated record. The transcript is spliced from 24 exons.
AUGGAAGAACCAGUUAAAGACAACGCAGGUGGACCAUUGAUAACGAACGAUGACGUUAUAACAUACGGACAUCCGAAAGUCAGCAAAAAUGUCGUAUUUGGUAUAGGAGACAUGCCUGCAGGCAGGACCAAUAAUAUUGUUAGCAAGUCGGCUCUAAAGAAUAAACAAAAACUAGCAGACAGACACAGUUCAAAACCAAGUCAAAUACCAAGAUACAGAUAUCACCAAAAAGAACCACCAAUAUUAGAAAUACCAACAAAGUCAAUCACAGAAUAUGGAAUAAAAAUAGAAAAACCACGCCAUCUUCGUUCAGACAUGCAAUCUGAAUCAAGUUCGGCGAUUAUAACUAAAGUACUUUUAGAAGAAAUCAGGGGACGUCAUAAAAUUGGGAGUGAUCGUUUAAACGAAUGGCUAAUGGAAUCUGCUACGGACUACUUAAGGCCAAUAGCGAAUUGUUUGGGUGCAAGUAAUAUAUCCAGCACAAUGGUACCACAAACAAGUCAAAGCGAAUGUGAUGUUAAUACAAGAAUGAGUAUAGAAAAAAGAUUGAUAGAAGCUUUAUCUAAUAAAAAUCAUAAUGCUAUUAUAGCAUUGGAUAAGAACAUGCCCUACAUUACUUUUGAGGAUUUGGAUUUAGAUAUGAGACCUGAACAGGAUCUUUCUAAUAAUGAUCACUUAAAAGGUGAUCAUCUUACAGAAAAAGAAAACAACGAUUUGUCUGGAACAACUUAUGACGGAAAUGAACAUAUGCCUACAACAUCUUAUAUUGACUGUCCUUCUGAGAUUCUUCAAAGGAUGACAAAUCUGGAAGCUGAAGGUUACGAUAUUGCAAGCACUGUAUCUGGAACUGAUAUAGAAAUUCGUGAUGAUUUCCUAAGCAAUUAUAAUUUCGAACAAGCAUACUCUAGCCUAAUGGAAGGUCGCAGUGAAAAUUGGAUUCUUGACAAUUGUAAUGAUAGCUUAUGUUGUAUUGAGGAGCCUCAUCCAGAGGAGCCAAAUAUUUGCAAAUUAUGUGCAUCUCAUACUGAAACUAAGAAACAACAGAAAGGUGCAUGUGAUUCUCAUGAUUACCAGCACCAUUACUGCUGGAGGCGGGAAGUUGCAAAGCGAUGCAGCGAUAGAAGCGUACGAUACAGGGGACGCUGCAAAAAGUGCCAUAAACAUAGAAACAAUCAGAUACGAAUUCCUCGACCGUUCAUAACGUUUACAAAGCACUUCUCCGUGGGAAGGAUCUGCCGAAGACGGUGGAACCUCAUGUGGAAAGGCACCGCAGAGAGAUGGGCCAGCAAACCUAAGUCACAUUCAAAGUGCAGAACUUUUGCCACAAUGCUGGAUUUGCAAAGGUCCGGGUUCUGGGAAAAUGCCGACGUCCAAACGACCGUGUUGCUCUACCAUGAAGCAGGGACGGACGCCAUCGCUAAGGAGCAGAAAUCCACUGGCAUUGUACCUCCUACUAAGUUAUAUUCUGAGGCCUACACUAAAAUUGAAUCAGACAAGUCCAUUUGUAAAAAUCAAUCGCCAAAACAUCAGUCUCAAGUGGGACCUUCAGCGGGCAUACACAUCAAAAACACGAAAAACAAUUCACUGGAAGAACCGAUAACAUCUUACCCUCCUUUCAAUACAAUCAAGUCAUAUAAAAACGACAUCUCUACGUGUAUUGAUCCAAUUGAAGACUAUAAUAAUGCUACAACAGUCAUAACUCUUAAAGAGAAAGGGAAUAAUAAGAACACGGAUUUGACAAACUCUACGAAAUACAGAAGCCAAGUUGAUCGAUCUAUAGAAACUGAUGGAUCGUUAUUAUUGAUUACUAAGAAGCGAUCAUCCGUAUCGAUUAAUUCAGAUAUAGCAAUGGUUGUCAACUUAAAUGCGCAUGAAGCCUUCAAUCAAACUGAUGAAUUGGAACAAGCAGAUACAGAAGCAAAUAUAAAUUACAAUAAUUCAUUGGAAAUAUCUUGUGAUGACAGCUCUUUAUUUAGUUACGACGUAGACUUUUACAAACCGCAUGCAGUAGAGACAGAGUCCGGGGAGUAUGGAUAUCCUCAGUCAAAACACACUAUACGAAUGGUAAAGCCAAAAGUGUCUAGAAGACGUCCCAGUAAUGGAGGUCUGGAGGAAGUCACCUCGCAUCAUAACAUUGGAGUGAUUACGUCAAAUAAUAUGAUGACACCAGCAAGAGGAAAUAAAAACACUAAUAGAAAUAUAGUUUAUACGUCUGAUAAAUCGGGUGAUACACUGUCCAGUGAUAUUCGUUCAUGCGAUUACAGCAAGUUACUGAUGUCAUCAAGCGCUGAUACAGAAGACCAAGAUGAUGAUGACAAGGAUGUUAGCACGGAAGCGAUGGCACAAUUCAACGAUUUGACAAAAGAAACAUCAAGAUAUCUAUGCAGUCGACAGUACGACACAAAUGCACAUGGUACAUAUACUGGAAGUUCAUUUUUUAUAGAAGCUACUGACAGGGAUACAAAUACGAACAUAUGCGAUAUCUAUAUAGACGCAGUUAUUUAA